Molecule: messenger RNA, 1157 nt
Organism: Benincasa hispida (wax gourd)
Lineage: Eukaryota; Viridiplantae; Streptophyta; Magnoliopsida; Cucurbitales; Cucurbitaceae
Product: triosephosphate isomerase, cytosolic
Biological process (GO): glyceraldehyde-3-phosphate biosynthetic process; gluconeogenesis; glycolytic process
Cellular component (GO): cytosol
Molecular function (GO): triose-phosphate isomerase activity
Source: RefSeq, a predicted model, not a curated record
UGGGUUUUUUUCUUUUUCUUUAGCGAACCGCUCUCCUUCUCCACUUAAAUUCUUUGAUUCUGCGUUUCUGCUUUUGCUACAAUCAAAUUCUCCGAUUCAAGGAUUCUCAGGAAACAAAAAUGGCAAGGAAAUUCUUCGUCGGCGGCAACUGGAAAUGCAAUGGAACAACCGAGGAGGUGAAGAAAAUUGUCAGCACGUUGAAUGAAGCUGAAAUUCCUUCAGAAGAUGCUGUGGAAGUUGUUGUGAGUCCACCUUUUGUGUUUCUUUCGCUGGUGAAGAGUUUGUUGAGGUCUGAUAUUCAAGUUGCAGCACAGAACUGUUGGGUUCGCAAAGGUGGUGCUUUUACUGGAGAAGUUAGUGCUGAGAUGCUUGUCAAUUUGGGGAUUCCUUGGGUUAUUAUUGGACAUUCUGAAAGAAGACUUCUUUUGAACGAGUCCAAUGAGUUUGUAGGAGAUAAAGUUGCAUAUGCACUUUCCCAAGGGAUUAAAGUCAUUGCUUGUGUUGGAGAAACUCUUGAGCAGCGAGAAUCAGGAUCAACAUUGGAUGUUGUUGCUGCACAAACUAAAGCUAUUGCAGAUAAAAUCUCUAAUUGGGACAAUGUUGUCUUGGCUUAUGAGCCAGUAUGGGCUAUUGGAACAGGGAAAGUUGCAACCCCUGCUCAGGCUCAGGAAGUUCAUGCUGAAUUGAGGAAAUGGCUUCAGAACAAUGUUAGUGCUGAAGUUGCUGGAUCUGUUAGAAUUAUAUAUGGAGGUUCCGUAAAUGGUGCAAACUGCAAAGAACUGGCAGGACAACCUGACUUGGAUGGAUUUUUGGUUGGAGGAGCUUCGCUUAAGCCCGAGUUUGUUGACAUUAUCAAGUCUGCUACGGUGAAGAAAUCUUCAUGAAUCGCCUGAGGAAGAGAUGGUUCUAUCUUCCUUUAGGUACGCGGGAUAUGUUGCGGAAAAUUGUUGUUUGCUUGAGCAAUAAAGUUUGAGACCCAAUGCUUUUGUAUAAUCAUCCUUUUGUAUUCUCUCCUUUUUGAUGCAUUUUGACAUAAAUUUGGCACUGUUGAGGUCACUAUUAUGUUUACGGUUGGAUUGAGAUCAUCUCAAUUCUGAUUCAGACAAAAUGUUGUGCGUUCUAAUUAUAAAAUGCUAGUUCAAUUUCCAAAUUUUCAA